This is a messenger RNA of Manis pentadactyla (Chinese pangolin), 2450 nucleotides long. It is a transcript of the gene NT5DC1, whose product is annotated as 5'-nucleotidase domain containing 1. NCBI's taxonomy places the organism in Eukaryota, Metazoa, Chordata, Mammalia, Pholidota, Manidae. The transcript has 12 exons. The record is from RefSeq and is a predicted model, not a curated record. The coding region runs from base 122 to 1480 and encodes 452 amino acids. Gene Ontology annotation, molecular function: 5'-nucleotidase activity.
CGCCCCGCCCCGCCCCGCCCGGUCCAGACCGCACUCCUCCGUUCCCGUCCCGCGGCGUCCCGCCUGCGCGCCCCUCGCACCCUUCUCGCCUGUGGCGCCAGCCGGUGCUCGCUGCUCAUCCAUGGCUCAGCACUUCUCCCUGGCCGCCUGCGACGUGGUCGGCUUCGACCUGGACCACACUCUAUGUCGCUACAACCUGCACGAGAGCGCCCCGCUCAUUUAUAAUAGCUUUGCCCAGUUCCUGGUCAAGGAGAAAGGGUAUGACAAGGAGCUGCUCACUGUCCCUCCAGAGGACUGGGAUUUCUGUUGCAAGGGCUUGGCCCUGGAUCUGGAAGAUGGGAACUUCAUUAAACUUGGAGACAAUGGCACAGUGCUCAGGGCCAGCCAUGGCACAAAACUGAUGGCUCCAGAAGCACUGGCGGAGGAGUACGGCGGGAAGGAGUGGAAGCACUUCAUGUCGGACACUGGCAUGGCUUGCCGAUCAGGAAAAUAUUAUUUUUAUGAUAACUACUUUGACCUGCCAGGAGCUCUUCUAUGUGCCAGAGUGGUGGACUCUUUAACAAAGCAGAACAAUGGUCAGAAAACAUUUGAUUUUUGGAAGGAUAUAGUUGCUGGUAUACAACACAAUUAUAAAAUGUCAGCUUUUAAGGAAAACUGUGGAAUAUAUUUUCCAGAAGUAAAAAGCGAUCCAGGCAGAUAUUUACACAGUUGUCCUGAAUCUGUAAAAAAGUGGCUUCGACAGCUGAAGAAUGCUGGGAAAAUUCUUUUGUUGAUUACCAGUUCUCACAGUGAUUACUGUAGACUUCUCUGUGACUAUAUCCUUGGGAAUGAUUUUGAAGAUAUUUUUGAUAUUGUGAUCACAAAUGCAUUGAAGCCUGGUUUCUUCUCCCACUUACCGAGUCAAAGGCCUUUCCGGACUCUUGAGAAUGACGAGGAACAGGAGGCACUGCCAUCUCUUGAUAAACCUGGCUGGUACUCCCAAGGGAAUGCUGUACACCUUUAUGAACUUCUGAAGAAAAUGACUGGCAAACCUGAACCCAAGGUUGUUUACUUUGGUGAUAGCAUGCAUUCAGAUAUCUUCCCAGCCCGUCAUUACAGUAACUGGGAGACAGUCCUCAUCCUGGAAGAGCUCAGAGGGGACAGAGAUGGGAAGCCUGAGGAAUCAGAGCCUCUAGAGAAGAAAGGAAAAUAUGAGGGACCAAAGGCAAAGCCUCUGAAUACAUUAUCUAAAAAAUGGGGCUCUUUUUUUAUUGAUUCAAUUCCAGGACUGGAAAAUGCAGAAGACUCCUUGGUUUAUACAUGGUCUUGUAAGAGAAUCAGUACUUACAGCACUAUUGCAAUUCCAAGUAUUGAAGCUAUAGCAGAAUUACCCCUGGACUACAAAUUUAUGAGGUUCUCUUCAAAGAAUUCAAAAACAGCUGGCUACUAUCCAAACCCUCCAUUGAUUUUAUCAAAUGAUGAGACACUAAAAACCAAAUAAUCUUUACUGAAGAAUGAAGUGAAGAACCAGAUAUGCAGCACAUGUACUGUAAAAAUGUUAAUUUUCAAAAAUAUACUGUAAAAUGAACAAAUUCUUAAUAAAUACUGACCAAGGUGUCAGUAUGUUUUUCAAUAGGUCUUCUUUCUAUAUAGAUUGCCUUGACACCCAACAACUCACCUUAUAUUGAAAUCUCAGUAUCUUAGAACUGAAAAGAUCUUUAUUUAUAUUUUCUAUGCUAAUAACUCUGACAUUAGAAUUCACCCUGGGGAGAUAUGUUUGCACAUCCACACAUACAUAAACACACACAUAUUUUCACAUAUGCCUAGACCAGUAGUUCUCAAAGUGUGGUCCUCAAACCACUAGCAUAGCAUCACCUGAGAAUUUGAUAGAAAUGCAAAUUUGCAGACCCCACCCCAGACCUACAGAAUCAGAAAACCUGGGAAUGGGACCCAGCAAUUUGUGUUUAACAAUAGUAUGUUUCACACAAAGUUUGAGAACCACUAUCUAGACCAUAACCUCCUAUUGGUUUAGUUAGUCGGGAUAUAGAUGAACAUUGACAUCUUUAAAUGCCCUGGGAAAAUGCAGCCAGAAGUGAGAACUGAUCUACACCUGUUCCUUCAAUUUAUAGCCAAGAACAGAAUUCACUAAGAAUAAAUUACUUUUUUCACAUGAUCAGGUUUUAUUCUGUUACUGUGUUUUCCAAAAAAAAAAAAAAGGCAUGAUUUCUUCUGAGACCACACACACAGCCAAUAUGGAACAAAAAUGAUCUGAAAUGGGAAGCCAACUAUUUUAACUUCCAGGGUUACCAGGUAGGGUUUGUCUCCCCUAAUAAUGUUGGAUUCAUUUUCAUUCACUUAAAGGCAUGUAUCCUCAAUGGGACAAAAACUGGUUCUUGGAAAAAAUUUUUGAUAAGGGAAUGGAUUGUAGCCUUCCAAAGUUUAACCCUACCCAAUAAAAUCUUUUUUCUUAC